Schizosaccharomyces cryophilus OY26 is the source of this 1237-nucleotide messenger RNA. Its product is annotated as ubiquitin-fold modifier-specific protease. The transcript has a single exon. The coding region runs from base 129 to 752 and encodes 207 amino acids. Lineage: Eukaryota; Fungi; Ascomycota; Schizosaccharomycetes; Schizosaccharomycetales; Schizosaccharomycetaceae. The record is from RefSeq and is a predicted model, not a curated record.
AGAACCUUUACUACACUAGGGAAGCUAGUACAUGGCGGGGAGUUUUAAAAAAAAAAGUUUGGUCGUUAUUAUCGAAUUCAAUAAAUAACUGCCCAAAUUCAAGCAAAACCUAAUUUAUAUUCUGUAUAAUGGGCUAUUCUUUGUGUGACAUUCAGCAGCAAUUCGUGAAUGCAAACAUUAAUGAUGCUUUUCUAGCUUCCGGAGAUGUAUACUUUUUUUCAACAGUGAAACAUAUUGAUUAUGGUUGGGGAUGUGGUUGGCGAAAUAUUCAGAUGUUGUUUUCUUGGUUACAAACUUCAUAUAAUGACUGGUUUGAAACUCAACAUUACAAAUAUGAUCUCCCGGAUUUGAGGAAACAUCUACUGAAUGCUUGGAAAAAGGGAAUUGAUGUUGAUGGAUAUCAGCAAGUCGGUACCCAAUUGGAAGGAACUUGGAUCGGCGCCACUGAAGUUUACACGUUGAUGACGGGUCUUAUGCUAAAUGUUGGUCUCGUAGAUUUUGAUUUUCGCAAUCGAUCUUCAGCAGUAGACGCACUUUUCUUGUUCUUUAAAGACCAUUUUGAAAAUCCUUUAAAAAAUAAACGCCAUGUAUCGCCUUGCUAUCUUCAAACUGAGGGGCACUCUGUUACGGUCGUUGGCUAUUGCGAUUCAUUAAAGAGUUUGAUUGUUUUUGAUCCUGACUGCCAUCAGUCUUUGAAAAAAAAAAUCUUUCGGACUCGAGCAAGAUACCAUGAAACGAAUGCUGAUGAAUAAAAAAGUGUUUCGCAAUCGUCAGUAUCAAGUCCUGUACGUGAAGGAAGAUUUGUUUUUGGAAAGUAUUCAGGAAAGAAAGCAAAUUCGUUCAAUGAGAAUAUCUGACUUUUAAAAAUUCGAGCAAAUUGUCACAUACUAUAAGAGCACAGCGGCCUGAUUGAAAAAGAAAAAUUAAACUGUAUACAUCCUUUCAUGUCCGUUAUUUAUUCAAUAAUAAGUUAUCUUUAUUUCUCAUUGAACUCUUUUCUAUCUUUUUUGUUUGCUAACAUGUUCGUUCUCUACCGUCUUUGCAUUGUUUACCUGUAUUGUUUAUGUUUAUGUAAACAAUGCAUGUCGUAUGAACCGUUAUGGGUUUGCGUUUAAAAAUCCAUUGUACAAAGUAAUUUCUUCUUAAUGGUUUUCAUCUUACUUUUUCUUUCAACUAUUAUAUACUGCGUAAAUAGAUUCUGAAAGCGUAUUCUCAACAUUACUUUAUUUCGGAGAAU